Amaranthus tricolor (Joseph's coat) is the source of this 2798-nucleotide messenger RNA. RefSeq lists its product as uncharacterized. Bases 279 to 1265 code for a protein of 328 amino acids. The record is from RefSeq and is a predicted model, not a curated record. The transcript has 2 exons. Lineage: Eukaryota; Viridiplantae; Streptophyta; Magnoliopsida; Caryophyllales; Amaranthaceae.
CCUUCCUCUUCCUCUUCCUCUUCGAAAUCUGAAAUCUCCACCGCCAUAGCCCACAAACGGCAUCCUUUCUCUUCCUCUUCGUCGCCAGUCGCCACAGCCACAGCCACAGCCUUCUACAUUCGACACUACAGAGUCACUGACACUCAAUUCCAUACUUCCUCUUCGUCGCUCACAGUCACUGACUGUUCUUCCUCUUCGCUACUCACUUCCUCUUCCUCUUCUCUUCAAUUCCAUACUUCGACAGAGGACAGACACGACAGUACACUUCGUCACUUGAAAUGUCAAGUAAUUCAAGUUCACCUUGUUCGAAAAAGUCAAAAGCAAAGGGAAGACAACCCGAUCUUCGUGAAUUAUUGUUUAAAAGAAUGAAAUCCCAACAAACAUCUAACGAAGGCAAUGAAUCUUCUCCUUUAAGUUCCCCUCUAAGUCCUCCUUUAAGUUCCCCUCCAAGUGAAGAUGUUAAUAUGGAAGUAGGUGGUUCAAGUAGUUGUGAUGAACCAUUGGAUGAUGACUGGGUGUAUGAUGUUGAACUUCUUCCUCAUGACCCGGGAUUGAGGAAAAACAUAAUGGAUUAUCCCUCUAAUGAAAGAAAUCCGGUUAGGAGAGCAUAUAUUCUUAAAAAACCUUGCCAACCCAAAACACAUGAUUUCCCUCAAAGUAAUAUCUCCGGUAGGUUACGCCGUUUUAGUUUGAAUUGGUUCAAAAAAUGGGAUUGGCUUGAAUAUAGUGUUGAAAUGGAUGCUGCAUUUUGUUUUGUUUGUUAUUUGUUCAAGAGGGAUGUUGAAAUUAACAAGGGGGGUGAUGCAUUUGUUGUUGGAGGGUUUAGAGCGUGGAAUAAACCUGAGAAGCUUGAGAAGCAUGUUGGAGGAAUUAAAAGUGCUCAUAAUAUUGCUUAUGAGAAAUAUGUGAAUCUAAGAGAUUCAAAGAAGACAUCAAUUGAAUUUGUAUUUGAUAAUGCGAUUGAGGUUCAAAUGAAUGAAUAUCAUAUUCGUUUGAAUGCAUCCUUAACUUGUUUGAGAUUUCUUUUGGGCCAAGGUUUGGCAUUCCGGGGACAUGAUGAAAGUGAGGAGUCAUAUAGUAGAGGUAACUUUAUUGAGCUUUUGAAGUGGUUGGGUGGGAAGGUUGAGGAAAUAAGAAAAUAUACUUUCCAAAAUGCACCCAAAAAUUGUCAAGUAACAUCUCCCAAAAUUCAAAAAGACAUUAUCACUUGUUGUGCAAAAGAGACUACUAAGCGCAUAAUAGAAGAGGUUGGUGAUGGUUACUAGUCUAUUUUGGCUGAUGAAUCAAGUGAUGUGUCUCAAAAAGAACAACUAGCUCUUGUUUUGCGGUUUGUUAAUAGAGAAAAUGGAUCGGUAGUAGAACGCUUUUUAGGCAUUCUACAUGUGGGUGAUACUAGCGCUUUGUCUCUUAAAAAUGCCAUUAUGUCGUUGCUUAUGGAACAUUCAUUGAGUCCUUCCAUGAUAAGAGGUCAAGGGUAUGAUGGGGCAAGUAACAUGAGGGGUGAAAUCAAUGGCCUCAAGACUUUGAUUAUGAAUGAUAAUCCAAGAGCCUAUUACAUUCAUUGUUUUGCUCAUCAACUUCAACUAACUCUAGUUGCGGUUGCUAAAAACAAUGUUAAUUGUACUUGGCUUUUUGACGUACUUGCAAACUUGUUAAAUGUGGUGGGAGCUUCUUGUAAGAGAAGAGACCUUAUUCGAAAACACCAAGCUCAAGUAGUGGCUCAAGCUUUGGAAGUGGGGGAAAUUGAAAGUGGAUCGGGUUUGAAUCAAGAACGUGGUUUGAGUAGGCCAGAAGAUACACGUUGGGGAUCUCAUUACAAGUGUCUAAUAAGUAUCAUCAACUUUUUUCCUUCAAUUGUUAAAGUGCUUGAGGAGAUUGAAGAAAAUGGCUCUCCGGAUGAUAAGCUCAAAGCUCAAGUUGUUUUAGGAUCUUUGGAGUCCUUUGAUUUUAUUUUUAUGGCUCAUUUCAUGUUGACUAUUUUUGGCUACACUAAUGAUUUAUGUGUUGCUUUACAAAGAAAGGAACAAGAUAUUGUGAAUGCCAUUAGCCUUGUUAAAAUUACAACGAAUGUGUUGCAAAAGAUGAGGGAUCAAGGAUAGGAUAGUCUCUUAGACAAAGUCAUUUUAUUUUGUACUAAACACGAGAUUGAUGUUCCAUCUAUGGAUGCUCAAUAUGUACCUCAAGGAAGAUCAAGACGUUUUGCUAAACAAGCAACAAAUCUACAUCAUUUUCGCGUUGACAUCUUUUUGGAAGUAAUUGAUUUGCAUCUUCAAGAGAUUGAUAACCGUUUUAAUGAGAAGAACAUGGAGUUACUUACAUGCAUGGCUUCCCUGAGUCCUAGAGGUAACUUUUCAUCUUUUGAUAAAGAGAGGAUACUUAAACUUGCUUCUUUAUAUCCCGAAGAGUUUUCAUGCUAUGAUUUAACGGCUCUUGAUCUUCAACUUGAUGUCUUCUUGGAUUCUAUGCAAAAUGAUGAAAGAUUUCAUGAUUUGCAAGAUAUCAAUUCUCUUUCCAUGAUGCUUGUUAAAACAAGGAAACAUGAGACUUUUCCUCUUAUACAUUUGCUAAUCAAGUUGAAGUUGAUUCUUCCUGUUGCUACGGCAAGUGUAGAAAGAGUGUUUUCCGCAAUGACGUUUGUCAAAAAUAAGUUGAGAAAUAGCAUGGGUGAUCAACUAGUGAAUGAUUGUUUGGUUACUUACAUUGAGAAGGAAGUGUUUCUACAAGUUUCUGAUGAAAAGAUUAUUGAUCGCUUUAAAUAUAUGAAAACUCGAAGGAUGAAUUUGUAAUUUUCAUUUGAA